AUGCGUGUAAUUUUCUUCUCGAUUGUCUUUUGUGCAUUGGUCAAUGGGGAUUGUACUUUUCGUUCCAAUGAUUCAAAAGAUCUUCAAGAUAAAAUAAAGAAAUGGAAAAUUUACAACAGCACCGUUACAAUACGUAGUAAAACAUCCACAUAUCAAUUAGGAAUCUGUUUAGCACCUAAUAAUUCUAAUAUUAAUGGAGCUAUUAUUCAAACAAUCAAUGAAGAUUCGAAUGUUUAUGUUCUAGGACAAAUCAAUCAAACCAAUCUUGUUGGAGGAGAUAAUUGGAUACUUUUGACAUAUGAAAAUGGUAGUCCUUACAGCAACCAAUGCUAUAAUAAAACUCGUUCAGCUUCACUUAUGUUUGUUUGUGGACGGAAUAUGUCUUAUUUAAAAAAGAAAAGAUUAGAAUAA
Messenger RNA from Rotaria socialis, 411 nucleotides. NCBI's taxonomy places the organism in Eukaryota, Metazoa, Rotifera, Eurotatoria, Philodinida, Philodinidae. The record is from the annotation of a GenBank genome assembly.